AUGAGUGAAUUUGAUUUGGAAGAGCCUCUCACAUCGACGGCCCGCCCACGUAAAAACGUCCGCAACCACGUGUUUCCGCACGUCGACCUGAAAAACACCACCCCAAAACAGCUCUUCGACACGAUCAUCAACACCAUCAACACCACAGGCGCUCUCAGACCGUACAGAGGCGUGGACUACGACACGCUCAAGAUCUACACCCACGCACACGGCAGCAAGACGAUGAAUCUGGUGAUCAACAUGGAUCACGACGAUGACUGGAUCCUGGACCUCGAGGACAACACCAGGACGCUCGCAGACUACGGGAUCGCCAACGAGACCGAAUUGAGCAUCUUCAAGCGGGCAGAGUACGAAAAGUUCAAGGCCAACCCGGAGGAGAAGUGGUAG
Messenger RNA from Ogataea angusta, 387 nucleotides. RefSeq lists its product as uncharacterized. The record is from RefSeq and is a predicted model, not a curated record. The transcript is spliced from 2 exons. The coding region runs from base 1 to 387 and encodes 128 amino acids. NCBI's taxonomy places the organism in Eukaryota, Fungi, Ascomycota, Pichiomycetes, Pichiales, Pichiaceae.